Fragaria vesca subsp. vesca is the source of this 797-nucleotide messenger RNA. RefSeq lists its product as uncharacterized. The record is from RefSeq and is a predicted model, not a curated record. NCBI's taxonomy places the organism in Eukaryota, Viridiplantae, Streptophyta, Magnoliopsida, Rosales, Rosaceae. The coding region runs from base 49 to 624 and encodes 191 amino acids. Gene Ontology annotation, biological process: photosynthetic electron transport in photosystem I. Gene Ontology annotation, cellular component: NAD(P)H dehydrogenase complex (plastoquinone); chloroplast thylakoid membrane. The transcript has 6 exons.
CUUCAAAUUUGUACUACUUCAUCUUCUCAACUAAUAAUUCAAGACUAAAUGGCAGAAGCUAUCAUGGGCUUCACCAUUACUAGUCCACAUAUUCACAGCUCUUCACUCCAAACAACAAAAGUGGAUAUCACCCACAUGACCUCAUCUACAAGAUUGCUUAGGCAGUGUUCAAGUUCUGAGCUUUUCGGUGGGUGCAAGCAGCUUGAAGUUGGGAAGAAGAGCAAAAGAUCCCCUCUGAGCAGAACCAAUGCUUUCCCAGAUUGGCCUCUAAUGGCAGUUCUAGUGGAGCAUAUUGAAGGCCAAAGAGACUUUAUAACCCACAAAUCCAUUGUGCAUCUCAGUGAUGACUCCAUAAAAAGUGUUUAUACUGCUUACAUCAUGUUCACUGUUUGGGGGUGUUUGUUCUUUGGUUCCAUGAAGGAUCCAUAUUAUGAUUCAGAAGUGUACAGAGAAGAUGGAGGAGAUGGUACUGGACAUUGGAUAUAUGAGAAGCAAGAAGACAUUGAAGAAUCUGCAAGAUCAGAGUUGUGGAGGGAAGAACUGAUUGAGGAGAUAGAGCAGAAAGUUGGAGGGCUGAGAGAGUUGGAAGAGGCUGCUAAGAAGGAGGAGCAGCUUGUGAAGUAGCUUAGUCAUUGGUUUCUUAUGAAUUUGCUGAUGAAUACUUCUUCAGUGUUUCACUCUUAUAAAUAUCCAGAUGUUGUAUAUACUAAUACCAUAUUGAAGGUUCGAUCUCAUUGAUGAGUUGGAAAAACAAACGUAACUACUACUCUGCUAGUGUAUGUGUCUCUGGAAAGAGG